Nematostella vectensis (starlet sea anemone) is the source of this 1747-nucleotide messenger RNA. RefSeq lists its product as uncharacterized. Lineage: Eukaryota; Metazoa; Cnidaria; Anthozoa; Actiniaria; Edwardsiidae. The transcript has 3 exons. The record is from RefSeq and is a predicted model, not a curated record. Bases 521 to 1297 code for a protein of 258 amino acids. Gene Ontology annotation, molecular function: protein dimerization activity.
GGAAACGUAACUCCAUCAUGACGAGGGUCCAGUCGAAGAACGACGUGGUGUAUUUCAGUGGAUGUCAGUGCCAUGUGGUGCACAACACUGCAAUGGAGGCCUCGACUGCACUGACAGAAGCAACCGGAUUCGACGUCCAAGAUCUUAUGGUGGAUGUGUUUUAUUGGUUCGACCAAUCAACAAAGCGGAAGCUAAGCUAGUCGAGUAUGCUCAGUUCUUUGAUCAAGAGUAUCGUAAGAUCCUGAAAUAUGGAAGUACUAGAUGGCUCAGCAUGGAGAAAGUGGUAACCCGGCUGCUUACACAGUCUCCUACACUACUUUACUACUUCCUGUCGGAGGGGGAAAGUGCACCACGCUUCAAGAGGCUGAAAUAUCUUUCGGAAACCCCAUGACAGAGGUCUAUCUCCUGUUUUAUCAGGCCGCCUUGCAGAUCCCCCUAAACCUCAACCUAGUUCUUCAGAGACGACCCUCUCAUUGGCGCCAUUAGCUCGAGCCUUAAACGCUUCCUCCAGCAGCUGGCGAUGAAGUUUAUCCCACGAAAGACCGUCCACCAAGCAGCGUCAAUGGAAGAGCUCCUGGAUGCAUCCAAGCAUUUGCCAGAUUCCAAUGUGGAUGUUGGGCUUAUCACGAAGACUUCUUUGAAUAAGCUUGUUGCCGCCGGCGAUGUUAGCCCUGACGCCGCAUCAACAUUUUACAAGGGAGCCAAGCUGUUUUAUGCCUUAGCUUUCCAGUACGCCCUUAAGCGCAUGUCUUUUAAGGAAGACCUGCUAGUAAACGCAGGGUUUGUACACUUUGAAGAGCGAGAGACCAUCAAUGCUGACAUGCCGGUUUUCUUUGUUCGAGGUAUCCGAACCUUCUCCCUUUUUGGGUCAGCCAUCGAACUGGAGGCCCUCUACCGAGAGGUGAACGACUUCUCUCUGAUGUCAGAUGGUGACCUUCCUAGCGAUGUCAGGCAAGCCAGCUUGGUUGAUGGUGGGCGCCUGAGGCCAGAUGCUGUGUGGGGCUACUUAAAUGGCCUGGUAUCACCUGAUGGCCAACCACGCUUUCCGCGUCUCUCCAAGGUCACCCAGCUGGUAUUGACCAUACCACACUCCAAUGCAGCUGAGGAGAGGGUGUUCUCCAUGAUAAAGAAGAACAUGACACCCCACCGCUACUACUUAGACCACGAGGGUACGCUGUCAAUUAUCAUGACGAUCAAGCUGGAGCAGAGCAACCAGCCAGACGGCAUCAAGCUCCCUCCUGAGCUCCUGGAAUCUGCCAAGACCGCCACUUUGGUCUACAACCGGGACCACCGAUGAGCAUUUUAAAGAUGACCGUCUACUUUUUAACGAUAGCCCCAGGGCAGAUAACUUCAGGGGGGGGGGGGUUCUUUACCAGAUGGUGAGGAGAGAGUAGUAACUCGUAUCAGGGUGCUAAAGGGGGUAUGGAUCACGUUUCACGGACAGACAAAUAGCCUUUUAAAUAGUCGUUUCUCGACAGUAAAAAAACGGCCAAAUCUUGUUUCACGAAAAUUCCCGUUACCACCCUGUCGUAUAACAAAAACCAUGUCUGUCUCAGGGCCGAUCGUUAUAAUUGUAUGUGGAUUUGAGUAUGAAAAAGCCACUUUUUUAUCGUUGUUAUGGAAUUGUGGUGGUGGAAAAUGGUGCAUUUAUGAAAAUGUGUAUUAUGAUAAAGUAAAACUGUUUGCAUUGUUAUUAAAGUUGUAGCAAAAUAAACUAGCUAAACCUAAUAAAACAGUACAUUAUCCC